CACCGCCUGCAAAAAUGCAGCCGACAAAUUGGUUCUCCAAUUAUGAAAUUCCAUGCAUAUAUUAAGCAAAAACCCGAUCGAAAACCAACCAAAAAAGGAAGGUGAAAAAUGGUGCAGUCGAAGCUUCACAUAGCCAUGUUCCCAUGGUUUGCCUUUGGCCACAUGACUCCAUUUCUCCAUCUCUCUAACGAGCUUGCUCUAAGGGGUCACAAAAUCUCAUUCUUGUUGCCUAAAAAGGCUCAAAUUCAGUUACAAAAUGCUAAUCCUCAUCCCAAUCUUAUCACUUUUUAUGCACUUUCUGUUCCUCAAGUCGAAGGCCUCCCUCCAGGCGCAGAGACAGCCUCUGAAAUACCCAUAUUUCUAACUAGCCGUCUGGCCGCUGCCAUGGAUCUGACGCGUGAUCAAGUUAAAGAAACAAUCCAUGGAUUGAACCCGGAUUUUGUUUUCUAUGAUACUGCACAUUGGAUACCUGAUUUAGCAUCUGAAUUUGGAUUCAAAACUGUAUGUUACAAUGUUGUAUGUGCAGCGUCUAUCGCGAUUGCUCUUGUCCCUGCACGGAAAGGUUUGGAAGACGGGUCAGUAUCCGGCGAAGAAUUGAUGGAACCUCCCGCAGGGUACCCUUCUGACACAGUGGUGUUGCGAAAACACGAGGCACGUUCAUUGUCGUUUAUUUCUACGGAAUUUGGAGAUGAGAUCACGUUCUACGAGCGUAUCACGACCGCAAUGAGAAACUGCAAUGCCAUCUCUGUUAGGACAUGCAGAGAGUUAGAAGGUCCCUUUUGUGAUUAUAUAGGAAACCAGUAUGGGAAGCCAAUCCUGCUAACCGGACCUGUCUUGACUGAGCCAACAAAAGCACCUUUAGAGCACCGGUGGAUGGAAUUUCUUGACAGCUUUGAGCCAGGUACAGUGGUAUUCUGUGCAUUCGGCAGCCAAUUGAUCCUUGAAAAGCAGCAGUUUCAAGAACUAGUUAUGGGGUUUGAGCUAACGGGCUUGCCAUUCUUAAUAGCCCUGAAACCUCCGCUUGGCUGCACAACAAUCGAAGAAGCAUUGCCCGAGGGAUUUGAGGAGCGAAUUCGAGGGCGAGGAAUAGUACACGGAGGAAUGGUUCAACAGCCUCUGAUAUUGAACCACCCAUCAAUAGGCUGUUUUGUGAGCCACUGUGGAUUUGGUUCAAUGUGGGAGUCUCUGAUGAGUGGCUGCCAAAUAGUGCUUGUUCCGCAUUUAGGUGACCAGAUAUUGAACACCAGAUUAUUGGCUGAAGAACUGAAAACGGCUGUUGAAGUUGAGAGAGAUGAAAAUGGAUUGUUUACAAAAGAGGAUUUGUGCAAGGCUAUCAAGUCUGUAAUGGAUAAAGACAGUAAACUAGGCUGCCUGAUUAAGGAAAACCAUGCAAAGUGGAAAGAAACCUUAACAGAUCCAUGUUUUAUGAAAAACUAUAUAGAAAAUUUUGUGAGUAAUUUGGGUGAACUUAGGAAGAAUUGAACAUUAUAACUAGGAUAUUCAGAUAUAAAAUCUUAUAAACGACAAUUUGUUUC
Messenger RNA from Olea europaea var. sylvestris, 1535 nucleotides. Its product is annotated as anthocyanidin 3-O-glucoside 2'''-O-xylosyltransferase-like. The coding region runs from base 109 to 1482 and encodes 457 amino acids. Gene Ontology annotation, molecular function: UDP-glycosyltransferase activity. The record is from RefSeq and is a predicted model, not a curated record. NCBI's taxonomy places the organism in Eukaryota, Viridiplantae, Streptophyta, Magnoliopsida, Lamiales, Oleaceae. The transcript is spliced from 2 exons.